AACGGAGAUUACGAGUCUGCACUGCAAUCGUUCAAGAAAGCUCUUGAUAUCAGACAAAAUCUUCAUGGGAAAAUCCACCUAGACGUUUCCAAAACUUGUUUCAAGAUUGGAAAGACAAAGCAUUUCUUGAACGAGUACGAUUCAGCUGUGCAUUGGUACCAGCAAGCCCUGGAUAUCAGCGUGGCGCUCUAUGGAAAGGAACACCCAGCGUCCGCUGACAGCUACUACUACAUUGCAGAAUGCCAGUACGAAAUGCAAGAUUAUGAUUCUGCUCUGGAAUCAUGUAAGCAGGCACUUGAUAUCAGGUUAAAGCUUUUUGGACAGGUCAGUGAAGGUAUAAGCAGCAGUUAUGGUCAAAUGGAAAGGAUACGAAGUCAAUUGAAAGUUUGCGGAUCAUCUCUCGAG
Messenger RNA from Paramuricea clavata, 405 nucleotides. Lineage: Eukaryota; Metazoa; Cnidaria; Anthozoa; Malacalcyonacea; Plexauridae. The record is from the annotation of a GenBank genome assembly.